AUGGCGGAGUGGUGCAACCAACAAGGGACCGGCGUAGGCCUAGGCAAGUCCAAAAAGGGAGAAGGCCGGAUCAAAGAACAGUGCGAGGAGCCAAAAUUUACUUUCGAAUUUCUAGGAUUUUUUUACGAUGAACUAACGUUCUCGUUUGAAUUUCCAGGAUUUUUUACAAGGAACCCAUUUUUUCGUUCGAGUUUCCGGAAUAUGUCGAUGAGGGGGCCCAAUUUUCAGUUUGAAUUCCCAAGAUAUUUUAAGGACAUGAAGGCCACCGAGUACGUGAAGGAGUCGACGCGUUAUGAAAGUCCGCCUAUUUCCGACAAUGACACAUUCGCGGGCAUUGAAGUAAUCGAGGUGACCGAGGACAAGGUAAUCGAUGCUGAGAGUGAGGUCUUGGUGGAGGCCGAAGGAAUUCAAGUCCAGCUUAUAGAAGCCGAGGGGGUCGAAGUAGAAGAUGUGGUCGACGAGGUCAAGGAGGAGACUUUGGUCGCGGUCGAAGUGGGCCAUGAUAAGGCAACGCACUGCAGACAGUGCCUCGUCGCAGUGGGAGGGUUUCUCAUUUACCCGACCGAUGGAUAG
This is a messenger RNA of Striga asiatica, 573 nucleotides long. The record is from the annotation of a GenBank genome assembly. Lineage: Eukaryota; Viridiplantae; Streptophyta; Magnoliopsida; Lamiales; Orobanchaceae.